Molecule: messenger RNA, 528 nt
Organism: Python bivittatus (Burmese python)
Lineage: Eukaryota; Metazoa; Chordata; Lepidosauria; Squamata; Pythonidae
Source: RefSeq, a predicted model, not a curated record
AUGCUGAAACCGCGGGACCUGGGCCCGGGGGCGUCCACACGGACUUUCCUGGAGGCCAUGAACGCGGGCCGGCUGCAUCUGGCGCGCUUUGUCCUGGAUGCCCUCGACGGGGCCAUCGUGGAUUGCCAGUCAGAGCGGGGCCGUUCGCCGCUCAUGUUCGCCGUUCUGUUGAAGGACCCGGCGUGGCGACUGGCCUUUGCGCGACUGCUGCUGGAGCGUCGCGCCGCGGUAAACCUGCGCGACGAUGCCGGGCGCAGUGCCCUCAGUUUGGCCUGCGAGCGGGGCUAUUUGGAGGUCAUCAAGCUGCUGGUCCAGUACGGCGCCGACCCAGACGCAGUGGACGCGCGCGGCUGGAGCCCCCUCAUGUACGCCUCCUCGCAAGGGCGGACGGCGGUGGUCGAGUGGCUCUUGCGCGCCUUCCGCCGCCUCGGGCAGCUCAGCCUCGAGCGCGCUGACCGCGCCGGCCACACCGCGCUCCAGCUAGCCGCCAGCGGGGGCCACAACCAGUGCGUGCGGGCGCUGCGAGCG